This is a messenger RNA of Paramuricea clavata, 396 nucleotides long. Lineage: Eukaryota; Metazoa; Cnidaria; Anthozoa; Malacalcyonacea; Plexauridae. The record is from the annotation of a GenBank genome assembly.
AUGGACUCAGGCGCAUCUCAACACAUGACUUCAAGUCGUGAUCUAUUGAUGAACUAUCAAGAGUUUUGGGAGCCAGAACCAGUUGUUUUCGGGGAUGGUCGAUCUGUGCAUGCUCUGGGGACUGGUGAAAUAUGCAUUACCAUACUGCUUGGUCCUAAAGAGAAAGACAAACGAAAAUCAACUAUGACUAAAGUUCUGUAUGUUCCCAUGUUAGCCGCAAAUUUGUUUAGUGAUCGUGCGGCAGCCAUGAAAGGAAAAGUGGUGCAAUUUAUACAUACACUAUGCUCGAUCAAGGACUCUCAAGGAAAAGGUGUAGUGAAAGGCCGUCUUGUUGGCAACAUGCAUUGUCUGGACUGCAGAGGAGGUCAGUUGCAGAAAGAUCAAAUGACAAGCUAA